Messenger RNA from Guyanagaster necrorhizus, 516 nucleotides. RefSeq lists its product as uncharacterized. The record is from RefSeq and is a predicted model, not a curated record. Lineage: Eukaryota; Fungi; Basidiomycota; Agaricomycetes; Agaricales; Physalacriaceae. The transcript has 6 exons. Bases 1 to 516 code for a protein of 171 amino acids.
AUGUAUAAUCAGGAUGUUCUCAUUUGUCUGGUCAGCAUUGAGGGUGACUCCUCAGGAGAUGAGCACUACAAAGCCAUCCAGCACCUCUCCAAAGGACAGACCGCAUUUCGAGGAGAUAAUUACUUGCUUUCUCUCUUGAACAAGCUCGAAUUCAAUGGACUCAGAUUCAUUGUUUUCCCUCUGCUUACCUUCAGCAGAUACAUACUAUGGUUCCACAAUAUGGCUGAGAUACUGGAUUAUUUGGUACAAAUAUUCAAGACUCAGAUCCUGCGAGCAGGAAAAUUACCAGCCUAUCCAACAUCCAAACAAUAUGUGCCAGAAAUGCUCGUUGGUGAUCCAUAUUGUCCCUUUAAGGCAGAUGUGUGGUAUUUAGAUCAAAUGCUUAAUGCUGACAUGGAUACAGAAGUCAAAGGUUUCGUGGAGAAGAUAAAGAGUGUGUCUUGGACCAACAGUAUGCAAGUGUUCGAUGAGUACAUGAACAAAAGCACUGAAGUAAUGGGUCUUCCAUCCUACUGA